AUCAAUAAUAACACAGAUCUAAAAUUCACCCACUUAUAUGCAAAUUGCAAAAGGCAACCAUAAAUAAAAUCUUGACCCAUAUGAUACAAAUCUCGUUAUGUACUAGCUAUAGCACUAUGAGUCUUGAUCACACAUUUCACCAGAAAGAAACAACACCAUAAAUGUUUCAAGAAACACACAAACCCUAGUAAUUACCCCAAAAGACUGUAACUGUUAAAACCUCUUUCACCGGAAGAAAGCAGAUUCAGAGCUGAAAAUAAACAAGAACAAUGAAACAAGAAAGGUUCAAGAAGAACAUUAACGCCGUCGUUUUAUGUUUGUUCUCCUUCUUCUUCCUCUGUUCCACGUCGGAUUUGCUCCUCCCACGUUCACCGUUAGCGAUACUCACCGGCGGGAGGUGGGAUCUCCUGCAGCCGAGUGUAGGUAUAUCCGCAAUGCACAUGCAGCUUCUACACAACAACAAAGUCGUCAUCUUCGACCGUACCGACUACGGCCCUUCGAAUCUCACUCUCCCUCCUCAUCUCUGCCAAAACGCCACCGUUUUCGACUGCUCUGCUCAUUCUAUACUCUACGACGUCGCUUCGAACACUUUUCGCCCACUCACACUUCGGUACGACACGUGGUGCUCCUCCGGUUCUUUAAACGCUUCCGGUUCUUUAAUCCAAACCGGUGGUUACGGCUCCGGCGAAAGAACUGUACGUGUCUUCACACCUUGCGACGGAGUUGGAAGCCUCUCGUGUGAUUGGGUUGAGAACAGAGCGUAUCUCUCCUCUCGCCGGUGGUAUUCAACCAAUCAGAUUCUUCCCGAUGGUCGGAUCAUCAUCGUCGGCGGCAGAAGAGCCUUCACCUACGAGUUUUACCCCAAGAAUCCGGGCAAAUCCGUCUUCAAUCUCAGAUUCUUGGCCGAGACGAGAGAUCCGAAUGAAGAGAACAAUCUUUAUCCGUUUCUUCAUCUCCUCCCCGACGGCAACCUCUUCAUCUUCGCUAAUCGGAGAUCGAUUCUGUUCGAUUUCGUCAACCACCGGAUCAUCAAGGAGUUUCCGGUGAUUCCCGGCGGCGAUAAACGUAAUUACCCAAGCACUGGCUCCUCCGUGCUCCUCCCUCUCUUACUCACCGGAGAAAGUAACCGAUCGAAGAUUGCGGCUGAGGUUAUGGUAUGCGGCGGUGCUCCCCCGGGAGCGUUCUUUAAAGCGGCGAGGACGAUCCCUAAAAUCUUCGUCGGAGGAUCUCGCUCGUGCGGGAGAUUGAAAGUGACCGACCCGAAUCCGAGAUGGAUCAUGGAGCAGAUGCCAUCGCCACGUGUCAUGGGCGAUAUGUUGCUGUUACCAAACGGUGACGUUUUGAUCAUUAACGGUGCGGCUAACGGAACCGCUGGUUGGGAGGACGCUACGAACGCUGUUCUCAACCCGGUUUUGUAUUUACCCGACGAGCCUGACCCGACCCGAAGAUUCGAAAUUCUCGCCCCGACUCGAAUCCCUAGAAUGUACCAUUCCGCGUCUCUCCUUCUUUCCGACGGCAGAGUCUUAGUCGGAGGAAGCAAUCCUCACCGGAAUUACAAUUUCACGGCGAGUCCGUACCCGACGGAGCUCAGCCUCGAGGCUUACCUCCCGCGUUACCUCGAUCCGCAGUACGUGCGCGUGAGGCCGACGAUUAUCACGGUAGAGCUAGCCGGAAAAAUGUUGAACGGUCAGGGUUUUGCGGUCACGUUCGUGAUUCCGGCGUUCGGGAUGUUCGACGGAGGAGUGUCGGUGCGGCUAGUGGCGCCGUCGUUCAGCACUCACUCGACGGCGAUGAACCAGAGGAUGUUGGUGUUGCGUGUGAGGCGCGUGAGUCAGUUAUCUGUUUUCGCGUAUAAAGCUGACGUGGAAGGACCAACGAACUCCUACGUGGCACCGCCUGGGUAUUAUAUGAUGUUCGUGGUUCACCGUGGAAUCCCGAGUGUAGCGGUUUGGGUUAAGAUUUAACGUGAGCCUCUGAUACGUUGGACUCUGCUGCUUUUGACUCUAUGUUUUCUUUUCUUCAUGAUUUUCAUAGUUUUACUUUUUACGUAGAUAGAUUCAUUAGUUUUUGAUUUUUUUACCAACCGUAGUAAAACGUUUUGUUUAGUGA
This is a messenger RNA of Camelina sativa (false flax), 2109 nucleotides long. The record is from RefSeq and is a predicted model, not a curated record. Lineage: Eukaryota; Viridiplantae; Streptophyta; Magnoliopsida; Brassicales; Brassicaceae.